This is a messenger RNA of Phymastichus coffea, 2797 nucleotides long. Its product is annotated as transmembrane channel-like protein 3. The record is from RefSeq and is a predicted model, not a curated record. The coding region runs from base 442 to 2652 and encodes 736 amino acids. Lineage: Eukaryota; Metazoa; Arthropoda; Insecta; Hymenoptera; Eulophidae. Gene Ontology annotation, molecular function: mechanosensitive monoatomic ion channel activity. Gene Ontology annotation, cellular component: plasma membrane. The transcript has 9 exons.
ACUGUCAAAAAUCUGAGCUGCCAUUGACAAACUAAUUAGAAUAUUAGAUGUAACAAUUAUAGAGUUGUUAUUUGUUAUUAUUAUUUACUUUUUUUAUGUAUUUAUUAAAAGAAAAGAUUGCGUUAUUAUUUUUGUCUAGAACAGAAGUAAUGAUGAUUAGAGAAAAAAACGUGUAAGUUGAUUUGAGGUUCAGUUUUAAAGUAAUGGUGUAGUGGUUACUCAUUGUCCUUAAGUGACUUAAUUAACAAGCCGUUUAGGUUUCAGACAGGGUUUACUGACUUACUGUGCUGUUUAUUUAUAAAAUUCAAAGUAUUUUUAUAAGUAAUUACAUGUAAUAGAUAGUAAUUGCUGGUAACAAUUGUAAUUGACAGAUAUGCAUUUAUCCUAGAGUAUUAAAAAAAAUUUUAUCUCAAGCUUAUCAUAUUGUUAGAAAAAAUUACAAUGUCAAGCUCUAAGUUGAAUGAUAGAGGAAGUGGCCAUUCUUCUAGAGACAUUGUGGAGUUGAACAAUGUGAUUCCAUUGAAUGAAACAAGUGAGAAUUAUUCUAUAGACUUAAACAGAGUUGAAAAACUAGAUAACAAUGUGCAAUAUGAUCGAAGUUCUUUGAACAAAGGCAAAGAAAUAGACAAUGAAGAAUUGGAAAGUAGUGAGACAGCUGAUUUAAUUUAUUCCUAUACAACACUAAGGUUACCUAAAAAAUCUAUAGAAGAAAUGGAAGAGCAAAUAGAAACAAUUGCUAGCCACAUAGAGCGUAAAGGCAAGCUCAUGCAAGAUGAUCCAGUAUCAGAAGCAAUGCGAUUAGAUUUAAUAAGAAAUAUGCCGCAAGGCUUAACUUUGAAAAGAUCUGUUAAAGCAAAGUUAACGCUAUCUGUUAGUCAAAAAUCAAAGAAAAGACCAAUUAGUUUUUGGAAGAAGUUGUAUUAUAGAUGGAGCAUGUCAUUGACAAAGACAAAAUUAGCUUUUCACCAAAUUGGUUUUCAAUUAGAACUCUGGUAUCACCCAAUGAAAAGAAUUGAAGGACACUUUGGCAGUGGAAUAGCAACUUACUUUAAAUUUCUAAGAUAUUUAUUCAUUAUUAAUACACUCAGUUGUAUUGUCAGUAUUCUUUUUAUUACUGUGCCACAGGCACUAAUUCAGUCUCACAAGAAUGGAACUUUUAGCUCAUGGGACUUAUUGCUCGGAAAUGGCUUUUUUACCAACAGUAUUUUGUAUUAUGGUUUUUAUGCUAAUCGCACUCUAAUAGUUGACUCAAAUAUGACUUACGACAUACCCUCAGCUUACUUUUCUACAUUUGCUUUCUGUUACAUCUUCGUCUUUAUUUUAUUAUUUUUUAAAGUGGCAAGAUCGUACAAAAAAUGUUAUAUCGAGACAUCGGGUGGUGCGUAUAAUCGUUACGCUAAGAAAAUAUUUUGCAGUUGGGACUGGGGAAUCUCAUCAUACAAGGCAGCUAAUUUACGUUCAGCAUCGCUCUACCGUGAGCUGGAAGAAUUGUUAUGGGAAUCUAAAAAUGUGUAUGUGUCAUCAACGUCAACAAAAAUCUUGACUUUUCUUAUACGCAUUGCCAUGACGUCACUUGUGAUUACAAUUAUCUGUGGGACUGGUAUUCUCUUGUGGUUGCUGCUCAACGAGCACUAUCAUAAUCAACAAGACGUUUUAUCUGUUUUAACCAUACCUUUAGUUAUGACUGGAAUUGUUAAUUUCAUCCCGCCAAUCUUAUCUUGGGCAAUAAAAUACGAGAAGUAUUCAAAAGACCGCAUAGCAAUGUACAUCACUUUGAUUCGUGUGUAUUUAAUCGCCGCAACAGCAGUGGCUACUUUAUACACCUUUUGGUUAACACGCGGAAUUGAAUCGGAAUGCUGGCCAACCCGAUUAUCCCAAGAAAUUUAUCGUCUUAUCCUCCUAGAUUUCUUCGUUUCUAUAUUCGGUUCAUUCGUCGUUCAAGGUUUACGUGCAACACCUUGUAUCAAAAGAAAAUUUGGUGCGCCAACUUUCGACAUCGCCAGGAAUACUCUGAAUCUCGUAUACAAUCAAAGUUUAUUCUGGCUUGUACAUUACUUCAGUCCAUCUAUGUCACUGAUUAUCUUGGUAAAGAUGUUGCUGACAUUUUACAUGAAGAAACGCGAGUUGCUAAGCUUCUGCGAACCACCAUCGAAAUUCUGGCGAGCUGCUCAAACGCAAACACUCUCGUUGGCAAUGGCUUUUCUUGGGAUGAUAAGUGCUGUUGUUGUACAUAGUUACGUGCUAAUAUACGUUAAUACCAGGAGUUGUGGACCCUUCUCUGGAUGGGAUUAUAUUUGGGAAUUCGCUAUCGAGAGGAUGUUGAAUGUCAAUCGGAAUAGUCAGUUCUGGCAUAUACUCGGAGAAAUUUGUAAUCCGGGAACUGGCAUUGCUUUGCUUUUUGCAUUAUGUUUAGCUGUGUACUAUUUGAGAGCAAAAGCUGAAGCUUCUAAGCAAAUGGUGCGAAUUCUACGGGAAAUGCUACAAUGGCAAGCUCGUGAUAAAAAAUUUCUAUUAAAAACUUUUAAUACUGCUAGUAACAAGCGCUUACCACAUAAUCGACGAGCUUCCAGAUUACACGAAGAGUUACAAACCACUACUAAUUAUCAGGAGUGUGCUUAUCCAAAUGAACCAUCAACCAGCACCUUUUCCUAGUAUUAUUAAAUGAUUAACAAAUGUAAUGUGACAAUUUGAAUAAGACUGCAUGUUCGAAAACUGUGCCAAAUGUUAGAGAAAAAUGUUAUUUUUAUAAAUAUUUUAUAAAAUUACAUAUAUAUAUAUAUAUCAAUAAAUCAAUUCA